Molecule: messenger RNA, 3529 nt
Organism: Mycena citricolor
Lineage: Eukaryota; Fungi; Basidiomycota; Agaricomycetes; Agaricales; Mycenaceae
Source: the annotation of a GenBank genome assembly
GGUCACAUGCUGCGAUCCGAAUUCCGUCUUGCCGUUAACGCGUUCAUUAGCGAGCACCCCGAGGAUGGUUGGUCAUGGGAGGAACAUCCGAUGUACUCUAAUCUUGGAUUCAUGACACGAGAGGUAUACCACACUCGCAGAUUACCAACGAUCGGGGUGGAUGAAGAGGAAAUGGCGGAGGACGAUGCAGCUGUUCCGGUGAUGAAUAUCACGGAAACACUCACAUGCAUUCAAUCUGUCGUGUAUUCGGACACAUUCCAAGUCCCCGCAUUCUACUUCACCCUCCACGAUGCAGGCGGAAGUCCUCUUCCCAUCGAAGAUCUGAUACGCACCACACUAUUUCGUCGUUUCGCAUUCGAAGGGGCCGAGCAUACAUCUUUUGGUGUAAAUCUGCCAGGAUCUGCUUUUCCGUUACUUUCCCAAGGAGAUCAUCCCACUUUGGGAACACCUUCCUGGUAUUUCCACCCGUGCGAGUCGGCUGCAUCUGUGAACGAGAUUUUGGUCGAGCUGGGUGGUGCGAUGGACGGACAGGGACAGCCGCUUCUUUGGCUGGAGAAGUGGAUGAUGGUUGUCCGAACAGUUGUGCACAUGUGAUUAUGACGUUGGGAUACCGAGCUCACCGGCACCGUAUUCCCCACGAUUCCUACUUUGAACCUCAAUUCUUACCUCCGUGCGCGCCCAACCAGAGUUGGGAUACUUGUCCCGCUCGAUAGCUGUCUGGGUUUAAUAAUCUCUAUCAUCGUACGACAUAUAGGCAUCGAAUCACAUCCGAUAACAAAUGUACCGUUACGGCCGCAAUUUUCUACUUAAGACCACACCUUCGCUGGUUCCUUCUCAUUCCACUCUUGCCCCUCGGUUCUCUCGCACCAUGGUCCACGAAGCCGUCAUCGUCGCUGCCUCGCGCACACCCACUGGCUCUCUGAACGGCACCCUCAAGUCGUUCAAGGCACCUGAACUAGGCACAGCCGCUUUGAAACACGCUCUCGCAUCGAAGAACAUCGACCCUGCCGUCGUCGAAGAGCUCUACUUCGGCAACGUCGUCCAGGCUGGCGUCGGCCAAUCCCCUGCCCGCCAGGUCGCUCUGAGCGCAGGCCUGAGCAGCGCCUCCGAUGCGACCACCAUCAACAAGGUCUGCGCCAGCGGCAUGAAGGCUGUCAUGCUCGCUGCGCAGGCCAUCCAAACCGGUGACAAGAACGUCGUUGCUGCGGGCGGUAUGGAGAGCAUGAGCAAUGCACCAUUCCUACUGCCCCGUCAGAAUCCGCUCUUCGGCAAGUUCACUACCAUCGACUCGUUGGAAACCGAUGGGCUCUGGGACGUGUAUAACAAUCAGGCGAUGGGCUGCUGUGGUGAAUCCGCCGCUGUGAAGAUCGGCAUCACUCGUGAGGCCCAAGACGCACAUGCGAUUGAAUCGUACAAGCGCUCUGAGCGUGCAUGGGCUUCAGGGGCAUUCGAUGCCGAGAUCUGCCCCAUCACCGUCAAGGGCAAGAAGGGCGACACCAUUAUCCGGGAAGACGAGGAAUACAAGCGGGUGAUCUACGACAAGGUGCCCAGCUUGCGGUCUGCUUUUAAGCAGGGUGGAAGCAUCACUGCGGCCAACUCUUCUCCUUUGAGCGAUGGCGCUUCGGCCCUCGUUCUGAUGUCGGCUGAAAAAGCCCAGGAGCUGGGGCUUACUCCUCUCGCCAAGGUUAUUUCCUUCGCUGAUGCCGGUGUCGAGCCUGUUGACUUCCCCAUCGCCCCUACGGUGGCUCUCCCCAAGGCACUCGAGCGGGCGAACCUGAAGGUGGAGGACAUCUCGCUGUUCGAGAUCAACGAGGCGUUCUCAGUCGUCGUCCGGAUCGCCGAGAAGGUGCUGACGAUUGACCCGGCCAAGAUCAACGUCAAUGGUGGUGCUGUUGCCCUCGGCCACGCCAUCGGCAGCUCUGGUGCCAGGAUCAUCGUCUCGCUGGUGCAUGCGCUCAAAUCGGGCCAGUAUGGUGCCGCCGGUGUUUGCAACGGUGUAAGGAGGAGCAGCUUCGGCCAUCAUCAUCCAAAAGCUAUGACGCCAGAAGUUGUGAUGGAGGACAGAGACUGUAGAGAUGGCUACUUCUUGUGUCGUACCAUGUCUGAACCGGAGAAAGCCUCGCUCGCCGAUGCUGUAGCCGAUAACCAGCACGCCUCCUUCGACGCGAACGACGGCGAUGAAGCCCUCCGCCUGGUCGGCGCUGUCCGGACAACCCAAUUUAGCGAAGAGUAUAAUCUCAAGCUCAGACGGAAGUUGGAUCUCUUAAUCCCCCCGCUGUGCGCGGCAGUCUACUUCACCCAAUUUCUGGACAAGACCUCGCUGAACUACGCGAGCAUCAUGGGACUGCCGAUUAAGGGACAGCAAUACAAUCUCGUCUCGGCUGCGUUUUAUUUCGCAGGGUUCCUCUUCUUUGAGUUCCCGACGGUGUACAUUGCGCAGAAGCUGCGUCUCGCGAAGUACUUGGGCAUGUGCGAGUGCUGUGUGGCCCCGAUCCUCAUUCUGAUCAUCUCCAUGUUCUACAAAAAGAACGAGCAGGCUUCCCGUAUAGCCUGGUUCUACGUCAUGAACGGACUGACGCAGAUCUUCGGCGGGUUUGUGGCUUACGGCAUCUCUUUCGAUCCGGGUCGCCGCUUGGCUCCCUACAAGAUCAUCUACAUCCUGCUGGGCGGUCUGGCCAUUCUCGUCGGCAUCGCCGUCCUAAUCUGGAUGCCUGAUUCGCCGGUGCACGCCCAUUUCUUGACAACAGAGGAGCGAAUCGCGGCGCUGGAGCGCGUUCGAGACGAUCAAGGCGGCACCGAGAACAAGAGGAUCAAACGCGAACAGGUCCGCGAGGCCGUGCUGGACGUCCGGACCUGGUUGAUUGUGUUGACCACUCUCGUCACGAGUAUCCCCAAUGGCGCAUUGAGCAACUUCAGCAAUAUCAUCAUCAAGAGUUUCGGCUACAGCUCGCGGCAGACUCUCAUUUUGUCCACGCCGGGAGGAGUCGUAUCUGCAGUGACCACCCUGCUCUAUUCGACACAGGGAGAGCGGAUGCUGCCCAUUAUCUUCGCCUUGGUCCCAACUAUCGUGGGCAGCGGAAUGCUAAUUGGCCUCAGUCACGCCAAUAACAAGGGGGCUGAGCUUUUCGCGGUUUAUCUCGUCAACACAUUCGGCAGCGCACUGGCGCAAAUCUACGCCUAUAAUGCAAGCAACACAAGCGGCCACACGAAAAAGAACACGGUCAACGCGAUGACACUCGUCUCUUUCGCCGUCGGCAACAUCAUCGGCACACAGAUCUUCGCGCCGGGCGACGCGCCGGCAUACAUCCCCGGCAAGACCGCGAUCAUGGUGCUGCUGACGGUGCAGCUCUUCAUCUCGCUGCUCCUCCGCUGGGUCAAUCUGCGCCUGAACGCCAAGAAGCGCGCGCAACUCGCGGAGCUCACGGAGAAGAACGGUUGGACGGACGACUUUAUCACGAAGGAACGCCAACGGAACGCGUUUGCGGACAUGACCGACAAGCAGAACGUCUUCUUCGUUUACACCGGAUGA